UCCAUCUCCAAAGGUCGCAGGCGAGAUUGACACACUUUUGUCCGGGCUGCCUGGAGAGAAGGCUUCUUUCCACCCUUGGCUCGUGGACGGACAAACUCUUCCUCUUUCUUUCAUAGUCGAGUAUUCUGCAACCAGCGCAUCUUUGACGGCGACCGCAUAUCUACCACCCAAAUAACUCACCACUCCAACUUCGCUUCAAUCCUCUCCAGCACAGCAAGCAGGCUUCAACCAUCGUCGCAGUUCUAUUCCAUGCCUUUUCAUGCCUGGCAGCCUCGAGCCUCCUAGUCUCCUAGUCGUCUGCCUUGUCUCAGAGCCAGGUGCGGCUCGCGAAAUACGGCUGCUCUGACCAGGGAGGAUCCCUUGUUCGUCCUGCCCUAGGUCUUUAUUAGCGACGGCAGCCAAGAUGGUCUCUCUGUGGCCAUGGAAGAAGGACGACUCCUCGACUGCCUCCUUCGAAAAGGUCCUGUCCGUUCUGUCCACGAACAUCACCACAACCCAGGCCCGUCUCGAGAGAUCUCGUGCCUCUAGCCGUCGUGUCCGCCUCCUCUGCACCCUGUACCUGUCCAUCGCCUACCUCAUCUAUGCUAUCGUUGUCCUGGUCGUCAUAGGAGGAAGGAAUAUAGGCGCCUAUGAAUGGUCCGGCUUGGCCGGCGGGCCCGUCUUUAUCUACCUUGUCCGCACUGUCGCCACUGCCGUCUACGACGUCCGAAUCGACAGCCUGAGCUCCAAGUUGAAGGGCCUCCAGGAUGAGAGGGCGAAGACCAUCCAGAAACUCAAGGAUGCCACCAAGUACGACUCUACGUUGGAGCUGCUGGAGAAAUAUGGUGGCAGCGACGGAAAUGCAAAGUCCAAGAGAAAGAGCACCGAGGAUGGCGACGCCGGGAACAAGAAGAGCCCGGCGCGUCCACAGCGUCACAACCCGGCUCCGGCACAACGGACACAUAUGCCUCCACCCGCCACCGCAAACAUUCGCCGCGACCACAUGCCCCCGGUAAAUCCAGCAACGCCUCAGCCAUCAGGCCCAGGACCACAGGGGGCUCUCCAACCACAGCACACUGGACCCUCGGCCGAUUUUGCUCCCAACGCUUUUGAACAACAGAGGCCCAGAUCAGCACAUGUCCAAGGGGGGCAGUAUGAGGCGAAUCCUGCUGGGCUGCAACAUCACUGGUAUGACAGGAUCAUGGAUACGCUGCUCGGAGAAGACGAGACAGCCGCCAAGAACCGCAUCGUCCUGAUUUGUCAGGAGUGCCGGCUCGUCAACGGCCAGGCGCCCCCGGGAACAACCAGCCUGGCCGAGGUGGGAUUGUGGAGGUGCCAGGGGUGCGGAGCCAAGAACGGGGAGGAAAACGAGGGCAAGAGAAUUCUCAAGGAAGUUCUGGGUGGGAGGGACGAGUCUGCAGAGAGGACUGACGACGGGCACGAGAGUGAUUUGGUUGAAGUGAAGGGUGACCAAUCCGAAGAGGAGAGUGUCCCUAUCCAGGAGCAGGAGGAGCCUACUGGUGCGAGGAAACGGAAGGGAAAGGGGAGGAAGUGAUUUCUUGGCUAUUUAUAUUAGGGGAAUGGCAGGUAGAAACAUCAAGGCAACGAUACCCUCAUUUGAGAGGCUUGACCCGCUUCUCCCACACACCCACACAGGCGCCUACGCGAGCUCAUCACUUUAUUUGCCGGAUAGAAACAAAAAGAGCACUGAGUGGGUAAGGUGGUAUGGGCGACACCACUGUUCGUGACAGAAGUCAUAAAAUGUAGAUCCUGAACUCAUCGUAUUCUUCUGGCUAUGAAAGUUUGGUCAUGCAAA
Messenger RNA from Diaporthe batatas, 1795 nucleotides. RefSeq lists its product as uncharacterized. The transcript is spliced from 2 exons. The record is from RefSeq and is a predicted model, not a curated record. Gene Ontology annotation, biological process: endoplasmic reticulum tubular network organization. The coding region runs from base 404 to 1534 and encodes 376 amino acids. Lineage: Eukaryota; Fungi; Ascomycota; Sordariomycetes; Diaporthales; Diaporthaceae. Gene Ontology annotation, cellular component: endoplasmic reticulum tubular network.